Sphenostylis stenocarpa is the source of this 2772-nucleotide messenger RNA. Lineage: Eukaryota; Viridiplantae; Streptophyta; Magnoliopsida; Fabales; Fabaceae. The record is from the annotation of a GenBank genome assembly.
AUGGUUCGUGCACUCAUGAAUGGAGAAAGGGGUGGCCUCUGCGAUCUGGCGGAUUCGCCCAACUGUGCUUCAAGUGCGGGGAGAGGACCAAUGCGGCUAAUUCGGGAAAUAUUUCUAGAUAAUGACUUGGUCUUGUUAUUUAUGGAAGAGUGGAAGGGUGACAUCCUUGAGCCAUUAUCUGCCUACGAGAGCUCAGUUUUUUGCAGCAAAUUCCACCGCCAACAAACUGGUUGGAGGGAGUGUAACUUUUGCAACAAGCCUAUCCACUGUGGAUGCAUGGCAUCUAGAUCUUUGUUUGAGCAUCUUGACUUUGGUGGUAUAGGAUGUGUUAGCUGCACAAAUACUAGCCAACUUAGUAUGAUGAGGAAUAUUGAAAAUCCUAAUGGGCCCGUUUCAUUGAUAAAAAAUAAUGCAAGUGAUCGGAAAUCUUCUCAUUUUGAGGGAAGACUGUUUGCAGGUGGUGUUGAUGAAGGAAAACUUAUGCAAUUCUGCAAAAUUAUUGAAGCUAGUGAAUCCAGCCGUUGGAAUAAUGCUCAAAGAGAUGGCAUAAUUGGACGUCAUGGGCAAAACAACCAAGAAGCCAAGUGUUCAUUCAGGGAAGGAGACAUUGGAUUUUCAAAUGUGAUGAAGCCAUCGUUAACAUUUGCUGCCACAUUAGAAAAGAAUAGGCCACAAUGGGAGAUUAAGAAACUCCAUGAAACAAAUGCACAGCCAUCUUUGAGUAUGUACCUGGGAAAUGCAUCAGGUAACAACUCUGUCCCACCUUCUGCUGGAGAGGCUGUUGAAGGAAGACUGGAGGGAAAAACAUCUCCUCCCUUUCAACAAGGGCAGAGAUCUCGUCCUAUAUUUCCCAAACAAUUGAAGAGUGGGCUUACCAUGAAUGUGGAAAUAGACAAAGGUACAAGUUCUCAAUCACGGGUUGCUCGGCCACCUGCAGACGGCAGAGGAAAGAAUCAGUUACUUCCUCGAUACUGGCCGAGGAUUACUGAUCAAGAGUUGGAGCGACUGUCUGGAGAUUUGAAAUCUACUGUUGUGCCAUUAUUUGAGAAAGUAUUGAGUGCCAGUGAUGCAGGUCGAAUUGGCCGUCUUGUUCUUCCAAAAGCCUGCGCUGAGGCAUAUUUUCCUCAUAUUUCACAAUCUGAAGGUGUUCCUCUGCGAAUGCAAGAUGUGAAGGGGAAUGAAUGGACAUUUCAGUUCAGAUUUUGGCCAAAUAACAACAGUAGAAUGUAUGUCUUGGAGGGUGUGACCCCUUGCAUUCAGGCCAUGCAAUUACGAGCUGGUGAUACUGUAACAUUCAGUCGGAUAGAUCCCGGAAGCAAACUUGUUAUGGGUUUCAGAAGGGCAUCGAAUUCUCCAGAUACACAGGAUACCUCCACAUCUGCACAAUCUAAUUCAGCAAAGGGAACCACCUCUGCUGGAACCGAGAAUCUGCCAUCAGGAAGUAAUCAUGCUGAACUUCUCCUUUCAAUGAAAGGGAAUGUGGAACCUCACUUAAAUGGACGAACAGAACAUCUGCUUUUGGGUACCGGAUCUUCUGGGUUGCUUAUGACUGAAAAUAAUGAGACGACAAACAAUAGUUCACUACAGCAAAAAAUUUCGGUUUUAGAGAAGAAGAAGACUCGUAAUAUUGGGCCUAAAAGUAAGAGGUUGCUUAUUGACAAUGAAGAUGCAAGGGAGUUGAAACUUACAUGGGAAGAAGCACAGGAUUUGCUUCGUCCUCCUCCUAGUGUCAAGCCAAGCAUUGUCACAAUUGAGGACCAAGUGUUUGAAGAAUAUGAUGAACCCCCAGUUUUUGGAAAGAGAACUAUAUUCAGUACAUGUUCUUCUGGGGUGAAGGAACAAUGGGCUCAAUGUGAUGAUUGCUCUAAAUGGCGAAAGCUUCCAGUUGAUGCUCUUCUUCCUGCCCAUUGGACAUGUUUUGAAAAUGUUUGGGAUUCAAGAAGAAGUUCAUGCACUGUACCAGAAGAGCUAAGUUCAGGGGAAUUAGAAACUCUUCUGAAAACCAACAAAGAUUUUAAGAAGCGACGAAGUGAUGAAAACAGCAAGUCAAUCCAAGAACAUGAGCCUUCUGGCUUGGAAGCUCUUGCCAGUGCAGCAGCCCUGGGAGAAAAUCUCGUUGACACUGCCGAAUCGUCUGCUGGAGCCACCACCAAACACCCUAGACACCGUCCUGGCUGCUCUUGCAUUGUGUGCAUCCAGCCACCAAGUGGCAAGGGGAGACACAAGCCAACAUGCACAUGCAACGUGUGCUUGACUGUGAAGCGCCGGUUCAAAACCCUCAUGCUAAGAAAGAAGAAAAAGCAAUCCGAACGUGAAGCAGAAGCUGCCCAGAAAGAUCAAGUUCUCCUCAAAGACGAGUCGGAUACCAAUGAAACAUCAAGAGAUGAUUCAACUCAGUUGGAGAAAGAGUUAGGACUAAACAGAAGUCAAGCUGAAGUGGGUGAGUCAAAUGCUGCUGGGCAAAUUGAUCUGAAUUCUCAUCCCAACCGUGAAGACAUGCAAGUGGAUAUCACAGGAGUUAACAUGACUAGUCAUCUUGAAACAACAACAAACUCAACUACAGUAAGAGAAUGUAUGAACCAAAAUGGUCCAAGAAGCUAUCACAAUGAAGUGCAGAAUGGUGAGAAUUCUUCUUUGCACACACCUCAAUCCAAUGGAGAAGGCCAGAGAUACUUCUCUGAUGGUAGAAGCUUUGCAUCCAUUAUGUGGAACCAAGAAACAAGAGAUGAGGAAGACAGUCAACCCAACCAAAACCAGAACAAUCUUUCUUAA